UGUUAUCUUUCUAGGCCUAGCACGCCUCUCCCAUUCUUUUCCAUUUACUUCUCAUAUUCCUUUACUGUUUCCUUUUUUUAAUAUAAAAAUAAAUCGUCAACUCUCUCUGUCUCUUUUUUUCUUUCUCUUUUUGGUCUCUAUUGCAGUCUUUCUUGAAUCAUUCCUCGUCCCUUGCCGCCACCCUUCAUGUUUUUCCUCUGUUCCAAAAUUUCCCCACAAAUAAAAACCAAAACUUUCUUUUUAAUUUCAUCUCAAUUAAGCCUAAUUCAUUUGAAGAAAAUUGAAGAUGGAAGAAUGGUUGAAGAUUACUUUUGUAGCAGUCUCAGGUGGAGUUCUUGUUUUAAUUAUGAUCACAAUAAUUUAUAGAAGAUGUUGUCCAAGAAAGCCUAGAGAAUCAUCAAAUUCAGAAAGAAAUCAGAAUUCGCAAAAUGGGAUUUCAAAACUUCACCAUGUAAGUCUUCAACAUCUUAAUCGUGAUGGUACAAAGAAAACAAAUUAUUAUGUUUUCAAGCAAGGUGCAACAUCAACUAAGACUUUUUUCAAUUGGUCUGAUCAUCCAUCACUAGUAACUGAUGCUGUUGAAAAUGGAUGGUCAAGAUUUGCUUUCACAACGUAUGCUCCAUCACCAUCCGUUAGAUCAGCUAGGUCCCUUUUAGGAUCAUGUGCUGUUGGCGAAAAUGGAAGUGAAUUAUUUGAGGUUGACACAAGUUGGGAAAUUUGCCAAGGGUCAGCUGAUUUUAUGCAGAAAAUUCAAUUCAAUUGUGGGGUUAGAAAACUAAGCAAAAGUUCUAAUUUAAUGUCAGCUUCAUCUGUUAUUAAAACAUCUUUGCCUUUACCAGGACCACCUUUGGGAAAUUCAUCAUUUCCUCAAGAAGCUUAUUUUGAGAUUACUAUUUUGCCUAGUCAUGAAGAUAAUCUUGAAAUUAUGGGAAAGGCAAAAGAAGAUAAAUUAGAUUUGGAGAAAAUUAAGCUUAUUAGAGAGGAUUCUUCCAAUUCAAAAGCCAAUUCAGAAUCUUUGGUUCAUGUUACAAGUAGCCAUAAAAAAAUUCAAGAAUCAAAGGAGAAUUUCAAAAGUGAUCAGUUCAUUGUGUUAUCAAUUGGGCUAACAAGUGGUGGUUCUCUUCCACUUAAGCUUCCAGGCAGCUAUCCAGGUUCCAUUGGAUUUAACUCAAAUGGUUCUGUUUUUCUUGAUGGAAUGAAACUAGUGUUUGAAUCACAAAGAGAAGAGUGGGGAAAAGCAGAAAAGGUUAUUGGUUGUGGUUACAAUCCAAGCCAAAAGAAGGUGUUUUUCACAGUAGAUUCACUUCUAGUGCACGAAAUCCGUUGCAAAUCAGAAGACUUUGGAAAUCCACUUUACCCAACUUUAGCAUCAAAUGGCAACAUUGCUGUACUAGUAAAUCUUGGACAAAGUGUAUUCAGAUAUCCACCAGCAAAUUUACAAAGGACACCAAAUCCUUGCUUCAUUGGUCCUAUGGCAAAUAAUUCACCAGUUCUUGGAUAUGAAGACAGUAAAGAACUUUUCUCAAUGGGUAGAAUUGAUGCACAGUGGCUCAACAGAAGUAGUAUUUAUACAAGAAGCAAUAACAACACUGUCAAUAGUUUGAAACAAGUACUAGAUUAUGAUAUGGAGUCUGAAGGUGAUUUAUUUGAAAUUGUCUUGGAUAGUAAUAGUUCUACAAGAUCUCCCAACCCUUUGUAGCAUAAAAAAAAAGUAUCAAAUCAAACAUCAUAUUUUGUACAUGUUUUUUUAAAAGGUUGUAUGAGACAUUUAGAUUGUUGGUUCCAAUUUUAUUAUGUGGAUCCAGCAGACAAUCAAGGGCAUUAAAGAAGAUAGUCCCCUGUCUACUGAAUUCAUUUCAUUUGUUAAUUUUUUUAUUGUAACAGUAAAUUCACUAAACUAAAAAGAUAUUGUACACUAAUUGCUUCGUGAUUUCAUUAAUGAUGCUAUUCUUGAAAAGACUUUGUCUUUAGUAAAAGCCAUUUUUGGUCAAUAUAUGAGCCAAAUUUAAGAAGUUAGAAGACAUGUCAAAUUUCAGAGGCUUCAACCUAA
This is a messenger RNA of Lycium barbarum (goji berry), 2050 nucleotides long. RefSeq lists its product as uncharacterized. Bases 287 to 1699 code for a protein of 470 amino acids. The record is from RefSeq and is a predicted model, not a curated record. Gene Ontology annotation, biological process: cell-cell adhesion. Lineage: Eukaryota; Viridiplantae; Streptophyta; Magnoliopsida; Solanales; Solanaceae. The transcript is spliced from 2 exons.